This is a messenger RNA of Argiope bruennichi, 1413 nucleotides long. RefSeq lists its product as uncharacterized. Gene Ontology annotation, cellular component: membrane. The transcript has 14 exons. The coding region runs from base 1 to 1413 and encodes 470 amino acids. Gene Ontology annotation, biological process: sodium ion transmembrane transport. Gene Ontology annotation, molecular function: ligand-gated sodium channel activity. Lineage: Eukaryota; Metazoa; Arthropoda; Arachnida; Araneae; Araneidae. The record is from RefSeq and is a predicted model, not a curated record.
AUGUAUCCUACAGUAGUAGACAUACAAGUAUCAAUUAAACCUGAAAUAGAUAUGCCUGGGAUUUCUGUCUGUAACGGCAAUGGGUAUAAACCAGGCAGGAUAUGCGAAAUAGGACCCUACUGCACUUUAAGAUCAAUGUUAAUGUUUAUCCCUGUGUGCGAUUUAUCGCCAAUAUUUUGUGUGGAUGGAUUACCAAUGCCUGAUUUUACACUGGCCGCUUAUAAUCGUUUCUUCUCGGAUUAUAACCUGAAUACAUCACUGUUUGAAGAAAUCAAGGUGCCAUUAGACGAAUUCUUCACCUGCACUAUAGUCAGUGGCAGUGGAGAAAGAAAAUGCGAUACUGAACAUGCUCUAGUUGGCUCUUAUUAUAGUUCUGCUAAUGCGCCCAGUAUUUGUUACACCAUAAACUCCCUCUGGUCACAACCUAAUUUGAAAAUUCAGAAAAUAAAGAAAUCGGAAAAGAUUGUUCUGCAAUUUUACAUAGACAUUUCGUUCAGAAAUCGCCAUGCUUCCUUGGAUGAGAUACAGCACCCGACUUUCAGUUCUUUCUCUUCGUCCACCGUGCAAAUGGCAAUCCAUUCUCCUUACGUUUAUGGGAGUCCAUAUAUUGCGGGAGUCGGCUUCUUGGGCGGAAAAAACUACAGAGUGAAAAUAAAAGAAAGUGAAAAGCAUUUGUUGCCUCCUCCUUAUCAAACCAACUGCACAGAUUAUAUGCCAGAAUGGAGAGCACGUGGUGGAGUUGGGCCACUGAAUCAAAUCAUGGUUAUCCAAGAAUGUAAAUUGAAUGAAACGCUACGACAAUUAGGAUGUGUACCGAUCACAGUAGACUAUCCACAUGAUGAAAAAGUUUGCAAAUUCUGUGAAACUUGCACCAAUAUAACGAAGAUUGGACGUAACUGUACAAAUCUACUACAGUAUUACAACCAACCCUGUCAUUCGAUAGUGUAUGAUGUGAAAGUUGAAGAGAAAUUGGUACAUGUUAAAAAACAGCUGACCAGUGCCACCAAAGGAUGGAACGAGACUAUGUACUUCAGCAGACGAGGGUUUGAUUGCACUUUAUAUAAUAAAUUGAAACGCCGAUGUCAAACCAUCAAUGUUGAAAUUGUUUUCGACGAUUUUGAGAUCACAAAUAUCACUUAUAAUCCGAAGUUCGAAAGUUUGGAACUAUUUAGUGCUAUUGGAGGCUACAUGGGCAUAUAUUUGGGAGCUUCCAUCGUCACAUUUUACGAUUUCGCUGAAAUAGCAUUCACAGCAAUUUUGAAAUAUACCAAAAAACAAAGAAAGAUUAAAAAGAGAAACAAAAGCAGGCACCAAAGUUCGUGGAUGUUCGAGACAUUUCCAGAAGAUUCUUCUUUAAGGGCAUACAGGAAAAGGAAAAUUAAUCCUUCUGAUGGAAUCAGAAAUAUUUAUUAA